Diaporthe batatas is the source of this 3036-nucleotide messenger RNA. RefSeq lists its product as uncharacterized. The coding region runs from base 1 to 3036 and encodes 1011 amino acids. The record is from RefSeq and is a predicted model, not a curated record. Gene Ontology annotation, molecular function: protein binding; telomeric repeat DNA binding. Gene Ontology annotation, cellular component: shelterin complex. The transcript has 5 exons. Gene Ontology annotation, biological process: regulation of DNA-templated transcription; telomere maintenance via telomere lengthening. NCBI's taxonomy places the organism in Eukaryota, Fungi, Ascomycota, Sordariomycetes, Diaporthales, Diaporthaceae.
AUGCACGCACUUUCCCCGCCUGGUCGAGACCUGCCCGACAACGACCACGACAACAACCACGACAACAACCACGACAACAACACCAUGCCGAUCGUGUAUGACGGCACCGGAGGCAGCGGCCAUGGCGAUCUUUUCGAGGGCUUGAAGCUUUUUAUCUCCCAUCGGGUGCCCCUGCGCGACAAAUGGGUCGAUCUUGUCAAGGGCAACGGAGGCGAGGUGGUGCCGCUCGAAAAACAGGCCGACAUGCUUAUUUCUGACCACCUGAAGAGAAAUGGCAUUGCUCCACCUCCAGGAUCAUAUUCGUGGCAGUGGAUUCAAUUCUCAGUCCAGAACGGCUUCCUGCAAUCCCGGGACGACUACCGAAUCCAAGAAGCCCCGGCAAGACCUGCAGGAGCUUCGAGGGCCGCUGCGACCUCCGCGCCUACGAAGGGCCAACGUUCUAAAUUCACCGCCCAAGACGAUGAUAUCUUGGCAAAGUUUGUCUGGGACAAGGAGCAACAAGGUAGCAAAAUCAAGGGCAAUGUGAUCUUCGAGGAGCUAGACCAAAAGGCGCAAGGGAGAACCUGGUUCACCAAGGAGGAUGACGAAGCACUACUCGACAUGAUUAGACGCUUGCACGAGAUAGCCGCUGCCGAAGGCAGGCCGGUUAGAGGACUUGAUGGGAACAAGAUCUUUGAAGAACUGGCAGCGAAGAACACUCGGCAUUCAGCGCAGUCUUGGCGCAACCGAUGGAUUAGGCACUUGAAGGCUACGUUCGAGCAAGAAGGAUCAGAAUUACAGGGCGGAGCGGAAGUACCAGAGAGUCCAGUAGCUCGGCCCAAACCGCAAAUACGAGCAUCCCGGGAGCCCGUCGCACCUCGGACCCAGGCUAAAGGCACCUCAGCUUCGUCUUCCGCAGCAGUCCCCAGUCCAGGACCGCCUACACGACAGAGGACACUCCCGGUCUCCGACGAAGAGAGGCUCAAGAGACAGGAAGAGCGCAAGAGAAGAGCUCGGUCGGCGAUGCUGCUCCAACGACUGUGGAGGGGUCACGUCGUCAGAAGAGAUCAUGCUCAGCUCGAAGCCUCUGUUAUUCCCCUACAGUCACUCAUGAGGGGUUAUCUACUACGGAUGAGAAGAGAACAGGAAAUGAUUGAUGCUUGGCAGGCAAAUGCCGACCCGCUCGGGCAUGAAAAUGAUGAAGACGACGAACAGUACGACGAUGCCCAGGAGGAUGUGAACUCCGAAUUGGAUGGAAACAACUCAAGCUUGAGGGACCAGUUCUACGAAGAUCUUCGAGACUAUAUGGAUGUCAGCGGCGCAAAGAUUGAACUCCAUCCUGUCAUCCAUGGGCGUGAGAUUGAGCUAUGGGAACUGUUCUCCACGGCAACCCAACAGAAUUGUGAGGCCGAGGACCGUGAUUGGACGCAGGUUUCACAGCGGCUGGGCUUUGACCGGACGGAGCUCGCAGGGUGUGCCAAGGAGUUGAAGGAAUGCUAUAAUCGCAAUCUAGCAGAGUUCGAGGAAGCCAUCGGCUCCUACGAUGACGAGGAUGAGGAUGAGGAUGCAACAGCGAUGGCUGAAGACGAACAGGCGCACGGUGACGACGAAGAACAGGCGCUGGUCCAAACAUCGGACGCUGUGACGGCGCCUAAGGAGCUUCCUACAGUGCCUUUGUCCCCGGCAUACCGAUCUUCUUCACCGAUCGCAGGCGUCAAGCGAUCCUUUCAGCAAUCGAAUGAUCUGCAUUCUGAACUCAGCUAUCCUUCGGACAGGUCCAGCAAACGCCGCCGGCACGAUCGGGAGGCAGCAAUUCCGCAAACGCCGGAGCACAAGCUCUGGUCUGGGGGAGGGUACAAUAGCCGUUCAGCCGUGCAAGAUUUCUCGUCGCCAUUGAAGUCGCGGGGUGCUGCGACAGAACAAGAAGGCAUGUGUUCGGUGGACGAGGCCGACGCCUUCCUGAACAAUGGUAUCCAUGAUACUGAAGAGAUUGACCAAUUACCUGACCCAGCGCCUGCGAGGAAACAGAGAUUCGUUGAGCCUGAGACCCAGGAUUUCGGACAAGGCAUAGGCUCCGAAGAUGAUGUGCGUCAGACAAUCGAAAGUGACAACAACGGCUACAUGACAGAUGACGAUGGCAACAGCCCCUCACAGCAGCUUCAUUCCGAAUUUGAAGCAUUUACUAGCCUCUCGCCUCCCGCUCAUACCAGAGACAACGGUGUUGUCUCCACGAAUCGACUACCUUUCUCGGAGUCCAGUCCUAGUCAUAGAAGGCCGACCAACGAAAGGAACACGAUUGUCUCCGGUACGGGGGAUGACGGUGGGCCGGCCGAGCAUGCAGCACGCAACAGUAUCUCGAGCCUGAAGGCUACAAAGCGAUCACUACCCCAGCAUUACCGGACCCUGCAAGCCGUUUCGACUGCCGCGCGCCCUCCCGCUUCAGCCCCGCCACUGAGGUCCAAGGCGAUGGUGAUCGCUCGGCCUACACAUGUAUAUCCAAACCAACCAUCUGAUGCUUCUCAUCACCAGUCCAAGAAAAAUGUGUCUGCAACGUCCACACGAGCUGUGCAGAUAUCCGCAGGACAGCACAACUCAUCAAGGAAAAACCCGGCCUCAUCUGCGCCCUCUCCAGCAUUAGCACGCACUGAAGCCAGAGCUGAUACUUCUCAAUACAACCAAGAUUAUACCAAUGCCCAGUUCGAGCAUUUUCAGGCCUUGGGCUAUUCAACCGUACACAUCGCCUCAGCCAUGGAAGCGGCCUCUCUACAACGUGGGCCCAUGACAGUGGUACUUCAGUCGCUCGCGGCGGGCAAAGGAAUACCUCAGGAUGAGGAGGGAGUGUGGACAGAUUACGAUGAUGAAAAACUAAGGAAGAUCAGGGAGUACAGUCAGAAGAAGAAAUCCGGAGUUGCUCCCUCGAGUUCCGGUCAAAAUGCCAGGGAGAAGGCGCUUGUGGACGGCUACAGAGAUUACCUGCUGAAGAAGCACAAACCACGGUUUUAUGCCAUGAGAUUGGAAUUAAAAGAUAUGUUGGACAAGGCGCCGCCUGAGGGAUGA